AUGGCGAGUGGUUCUCUGCAGGCUGCAGUAGUCUCCAUCACUGCAUGGGCCGCCGGUGAUUUUCUCGCGCAGUUCGUGGCCGCCCACCGCGAGGCCGCCCGCCGGCGAUUGGCAUCAGCCUCUUCUUCUUCAUCUUCUCAGGGAGGAAGUGAGGCCCCGCGGGUGCGGCCGACGGCAGCGCAGAUGGCCGCAAUGGUGGACGGGCCACGCAUCGCCGCAGCGGCCCUCUUCGGGGCAUUCGUCGCACUGCCAACACAUCAUUUCCGCCGCGCUGCCCGAAAGUCGCGGGGACCCACCGCCGCUGCCGUUCUGUUUACGCUCUCUUUACAGCAGUUCCUUCUCACUCCACUGACGCUGUUAGCGUACUACAACGCCGCCACCGCACUCCGCGGAGGUUUUGCCGAUCCUGCGUUUCUCAGAGCAUAUGAGACAGAUGUGCAUGCGGGUGGGCGCUAUGAUGCCUUCUCCGUAGAGCGACGUAUUCUUGUAGAUGUGAUGCCAAAUCCACUUAUCGCUUCUUGGGGUGUUUUUGCCCCACUUGCAUUUCUCAACUAUACAUCGGGAAGACCUGUACGUGGCGUGUACGCUGCUUUCUUCCUUAUUCCCUGGACAGCUUAUGUCUCGUACACUCAAUCUACACAACUUCUGUAG
This is a messenger RNA of Trypanosoma theileri, 651 nucleotides long. RefSeq lists its product as uncharacterized. The transcript has a single exon. The record is from RefSeq and is a predicted model, not a curated record. The coding region runs from base 1 to 651 and encodes 216 amino acids. Lineage: Eukaryota; Euglenozoa; Kinetoplastea; Trypanosomatida; Trypanosomatidae.